This is a messenger RNA of Callorhinus ursinus (northern fur seal), 1161 nucleotides long. RefSeq names its product aldo-keto reductase family 1 member D1 (gene AKR1D1). Lineage: Eukaryota; Metazoa; Chordata; Mammalia; Carnivora; Otariidae. The record is from RefSeq and is a predicted model, not a curated record. Gene Ontology annotation, biological process: bile acid biosynthetic process. Gene Ontology annotation, molecular function: Delta4-3-oxosteroid 5beta-reductase activity.
GAUUAACGGGGCCCUAGAAGAUCUUUUCAAAAAGGCUUCUCUAGAGGCAUCCAGAAUCACUCCUAAAAACUGAAAACCCAGACUCUCUCCAGGAUGUACCUCAGCACUACAAACCACCGCAUUCCUCUAAGUGAUGGAAACAGCAUUCCUAUCAUCGGUCUUGGGACCUACUCAGAACCUAAACUGACCCCUAAGGGGACCUGUGCGAAGUCAGUGAAGAUCGCCAUCGAUUCAGGGUACCGGCACAUUGACGGGGCUUACAUCUACCAGAAUGAGCACGAAGUGGGGGAGGCCAUCAGGGAGAAGAUAGCAGAAGGAAAGGUGCGGAGGGAGGAUAUUUUCUACUGUGGAAAGCUGUGGGCUACAAGGCAUGACCCAGAGAUGGUCCGCCCAACCCUGGAGAAGACACUUAAUGUCCUUCAGCUAGAUUAUGUGGAUCUUUACAUCAUUGAAAUACCCAUGGCUUUCAAGCCUGGAGAUGAAAUCUAUCCUAAAGAUGAGAAUGGCAAAUGGUUAUAUCACAAGUCAAAUCUGUGUGCCACUUGGGAGGCUUUAGAAGCUUGCAAAGACGCUGGCUUGGUGAAAUCUCUCGGAGUAUCCAAUUUUAACCGCAGGCAGCUAGAGCUCAUCUUGAACAAACCAGGACUCAAAUAUAAGCCAGUCAGCAACCAGGUUGAGUGCCAUCCAUAUUUCACCCAGCCAAAACUCUUGAAAUUUUGCCAACAACAUGACAUUGUCAUUAUUGCAUACAGCCCUUUGGGGACCUCUAGGAAUCCAAACUGGGUGAAUGUAUCUUCCCCACCUUUGCUAAAGGAUGAACUUCUAAACGUACUGGGGAAAAGGUACAAGAAGACAGCAGCUCAAAUUGUUUUGCGUUUCAACAUCCAGAGAGGAGUGGUUGUUAUUCCUAAAAGCUUUAACCCUGAAAGGAUCAAAGAAAACUUUCAAAUCUUUGACUUUUCUCUCACUGAAGAAGAAAUGAAGGACAUUGAGGCCUUGAAUAAAAAUGUCCGCUUUGUGGAGAUGCUCAUGUGGUGUGAUCAUCCCGAAUACCCAUUUCAUGAUGAAUACUGACUUCAUAAUGCUCCUGAACUGAUUUUUCCCUCCCAUGCAUGCCAGAACCUUGGGCUGGGUGGUUCCCCCAGAGGAAGAAAUUUAAAA